CGACGAUGACAACAGCGACGAUGGCAACAGCGACGAUGACAACAGCGACGAUGAGCGACAAGCUGCUGGCUCCGCUAGAGAAGUCUCGGGACGCGAGGACCGGCUGCCUGAAGAAUGUCUGCCUCUUCCUUCUCUCGCUGUCCGUCCUCGUGCCGCUCGGGCUGGUGGCCAGCGCGGCCGUCGCGGGCCGGCCGCUUACCCACCAGGGCGUGACGCAGCCGCUCAGCGGCCUCAACUUUGCACUCAUGCGCUUCGCCCGCGACAUCUCUCGUGCAAAGGCACGCCGGCGCCGCUUCAACCAGCGAUACGCUCUGGUGCCGCUGCUGCUGGGGAAGGAGGAGCCGCUGCCGCUGGGCGACCCGGACAGCUGCGUCGGCUGCAUCUCCUUCACGCGGGACGAGCUCGCAGAGUUUGACGGCCGGCCGCUCCCCGACGGCUCUCCGUCGCCGCUCUACCUGUCUGUCCUCGGUCGGGUGUACGACGUUAGCAGCGGCGGCGCCUUCUACGGGCCGGGCAAGUCGUACCACAAGCUGGUCGGCAAGGACGCCACUAGAGCCUUUUGCACCGGAUGCCUCGCGCCCUCGUGCCUCAUCUCGUCGACCGCCCACCUCUCCGAGACGCAGAGGCGCGAGGCGCACCGGUGGGUCGAGCUGUACGAGUGGCACGACAAGUACACCCUCGUCGGCCGUCUCCGCGAAGAGGCGGCCGACCCGGCGGAGGAGGAGAUGGCGCUCUUCCACGCGCUCGAGGCGGAGCUCAGCGGCAACCACAGGCCGUUCGAGAUGUGACAUGUAUUGAUGGGUGGGUUGGAAAAGCGGCGUCACAGAUUUGCUAACUCCGCUGUGUGUGCUUGCAGUGUGCUCGGGCCCCGCCGCCCCGGCGCACGGUUGCUGUCUGUGUGUGCCCCCAUGACGCACGUCUGCCAGUGCGGGGCCGACGCGUGUUUAUAACACAUAAAGCCGUAUACUCUGAGAGGGCC
Messenger RNA from Emiliania huxleyi CCMP1516, 979 nucleotides. RefSeq lists its product as hypothetical. The record is from RefSeq and is a predicted model, not a curated record. NCBI's taxonomy places the organism in Eukaryota, Haptophyta, Isochrysidales, Noelaerhabdaceae. Gene Ontology annotation, cellular component: endomembrane system; membrane. The transcript has 2 exons. The coding region runs from base 6 to 788 and encodes 260 amino acids.